This is a messenger RNA of Drosophila nasuta, 6875 nucleotides long. RefSeq names its product HEAT repeat containing 1 homolog l(2)k09022. NCBI's taxonomy places the organism in Eukaryota, Metazoa, Arthropoda, Insecta, Diptera, Drosophilidae. The transcript has 4 exons. The coding region runs from base 106 to 6513 and encodes 2135 amino acids. Gene Ontology annotation, cellular component: small-subunit processome; 90S preribosome; t-UTP complex. Gene Ontology annotation, biological process: positive regulation of transcription by RNA polymerase I; maturation of SSU-rRNA from tricistronic rRNA transcript (SSU-rRNA, 5.8S rRNA, LSU-rRNA). The record is from RefSeq and is a predicted model, not a curated record. Gene Ontology annotation, molecular function: snoRNA binding.
CGUAUAGAACUUAUCGAUAAUAACUUUUUUCAUCAAACCGCGAAACACGUGUGAAAUAGUUACUGUAUCAUUUUCGUUUUUUUCCGGUAUUAAGAGCAAAUUAAAAUGACAACGUCAUUGGCUCAACAACUACAGAAACUAGCGGCGCCACAAACGUCCAGCACGCUAGCGGAUGCUCGCAGUCGUGCCUCCAUACUUUUCGACCCCAAGGAGGCGGCCACAAAAGACAGACGAGCCAUAUACGAAAUUGGAGUCAGCGGUCUGCAUGAACUGACAACAUUCAAUCCCACAUUUACAGAAUUCCAGCUAACACUUUUCGAUGAGGCGACACUCACACUGGAACGUGCUGUGGAGGAUACCGAGGUCAAUCAGCUACUCGAUGCAUCCAUCACGAAGUUCUUACGUUUACUGUCGCCUUAUUUCAUGUUGCGACCGGCGCACAUGUGCUUCGAGUGGCUGUUGCGGCGUUUCCAGGUUCAUGAAUACAACAGAGAGCAGGUAAUGGCGCUGAUCAUGCCCUACCAUGAGACAAACACCUUCGUCCAGGUGCUGCAAACGAUGCGCCUGCGUUCUUCUGACGAAGAUUGGUUUUGGUUGCGUAAACUACAGCGUCCUGGUGUGCCGCUGUCCAAGACGGCCAUCGUUAACCGUGCCGCCAGCACGCCCUCCUUCCUCAGCUUCAUUUGCCGCAGCACACACAAAGCGGUCAAGGAGCUAGGACCACGGGCUCAUCAAUUGCAAGCGCAGCUCAACUUUUAUGCCACCGUCGUUGUGGGUGCUUUGCAGGCAGCGAAACCAUUGCGGGAUUGGCAUAUUGCCACCAUACUUGAGUCAGUGUUGCGUGGGCUUUCCUCCGAUACUGUGGACUUUGUGGCAGCCGCCUAUGUCAUUGUGGCACAGCUCGUGUCGCGGACAAAGCUCAAGGAGAAGGUUUGCAAUGCUCUCCUUGAGCGUGUGGCCAACUGCAUCUUCGAGCGGCUGCAUACGACAGCACUAUUGCUGUUAAUCUGGAUACACGACAAACAGCAGGCGGCGAAUCCACAAUUCACACCCAAAACCGUGUUGAAUCUGGUCUGCCAGAAAUGGUUGAUCACUGCUCUGGCUGAUCUUGCUAAGGAUAACGUUGCUAUUCAGGCCAUAUGCAUGCCACUGAUGCGUGGUGCCGUUGCAGCCAUACGCGAGGAAGACGCCUCCUCGGUGUCACAUAAACAGUUCCUCGACAAUCUGCUCUCCGAAGUGCCGUUCUCCAAGACUAGUGCUCAGCAGCUCAUAAACUGCUAUCUAGACACUUUUGUGGAGAUGGAAUCGGAUGCAACUGUGACGCCCAUGGACACCUCUUCGAAUGAUGAUGGCGAUGACACAAUUGUCAUUGAUUCCGAUGAUGAAAUGGAACCAGUCAAGACAAAUUUUCAGACUUGGUACACAGAAUUUCUGGCCAAGCUGGAGCGUCGCUAUCCCGAAGCUUUUGAUCUGAGCGUUAAAGCGGCGCUAAGCUCGAAGAACAAAUCCACCAAUCGCCAGAAAGCAUUAAAGUUGGCGUUGGGUUUCCGUUUAAAUACCACAGAUGAGAAGGCCAAGGCAGCAUAUGAGAAGCUCUAUCACUAUAAUGACGAGUGGCGUUUGAGCGCAGUACAGCAACUGCUGAAAAAUCUGAAAGUGGCCAAGCGCCGAGAGCGCAGUUAUCAAUUGUUGCAGGAAUGUCUCUCCGAUCGCAUCAAGGAUGAUAGCCCGAUGGUAGUCUCUGCCCUCUUGGGACUGCCCACCGCUGAGUUUGUGGCCAUGCUGGGCGCAGAGCCAUUUGCAAAGAUUCUCUGCGAGCUGCUCCGAAAAGCACAGCGCCAGCGACAGACCCAAUGGGAUGCCGUGGUACCGCAGGCUGUGCAACAUUUGACCACAGCUGCAGUGAGUGAUGGCUUUGACACGAAUCUGCUGUUACUCACACUGAUGCCGUAUCUAUUCCCCGGCAGCGCUUUGAAUCCUCGAGAACAUGCAGCACUCUUGAUCAUAUUGAGCAGCAACUUCGCCUCGAAAGUGCCGUUCCUGACACGCCUCGAAGUGAACACGGAGCACGAAGCCUUCAGUGUGUCGAAGCAUCGUCAACAGUUUCUGGACGUGAUUGCCAGCGCCGGGCAGCCAGCACAGCAACAACAGGCUCUGCUCGACAGUGUGGAGCAGCAUGGAGGCGUGGCGCUGUUGCGUGGCGAGGCACUUCAAUUGACGCACCUGCUGCUGCUACUUACGGCGUUUGCUAAGCGUGAACUAACUCCAGCCGAGAGUCUUCAUAUGCUACAACGUGUGCAGGCCUACAGUAAGGGCUUUCAGUUCCGACUGACAAAAGAGGGCAAGGAUGGCAGUAACGCCCAUCAAGAUUAUGUGUCGUUGCAGCUGUACGUUGACUUUCUGCAAACGUUGGCGCAGAAUACACAGUUCGGUCAAUUGGCCGCCGCGCCUUGGACAACGAUGACGGAUGAAUUGCGUGUGUCGCUACUGCUGCUGGAAACGCUGAGCAGCCAAGUUUACGCGGAUCAAGCGGUUUCUUCAACGCGUCGCGAAUGGACAACUGCACUCAAGGAUUGCCUAAAUCACAUGCUGCCCACGGCUCAGGAGAAACUGGACUUUUUCUGCAACUUUUACGUUUACGAAACAUUGCCACAACUUUAUGCCGCCGAUGGUGACUACGCUGUGCUGCGCAUACGCGCCUUUAAGAUUCUGCAAGCGGUGCUACGUCCACGUCCCCGCUUCAUCAACUACAGUCUGACCCAUGUCCUACGCAUUGCAAACGCCUGCAACUCGCCGUUGCAAACAUUUAGACAAGAAGCGUUGACAACGCUCGAGCAGCUGCCGCUAAAGACGCUGGACAAACAUGUUGCCUACUUGGUAGAGUCUCUGCUGCAGCGUUCCAGUGAGCUGAAUAUGGAUCAUGAACAGUAUGCGCUGGUGCUGCACACCAUAUUGCAGACAGACAAGUGCACGCCACGGGAGAAACUGUUGCUGGAGAAGCUGCGCCGCACACUCCUCGAACUCAUCUGCGAUGUGGAGCAGCCAGCCAUCUCUACGGCAGCGUUACUCAAGGCGUUGAAGCACAUGAACAAUGCAACAAUGUUAACUGCACUAUUGCCACUUGGUUUGGCCACUCUGAACAACAUCAGCAAGGACGAAACGGAGCAGCUGCAGCAGCUUAGCUGGCCAUACAGCGACAUCUACUGCGCUGUCAUUGAACGUUUCGAAGGAUCCGUUGGUCUGCGUGUGCUCACCGAGCAACCCGCGGCCUGGGAGCUGAUCGAGGCGAGCUUCAAGCAACACACCACGUAUUUGCAGCUAGAACAGAAGCUGCAGCCGCUGCCUUGUGUGCUGCUCAACUCGUUAACACCGGAAACAUUUGAGGCGCUGCCGGCCAAGCAGAAGCUAGCGUUGAUUCAAGUGAUUGUGGGGGCAGCUACGGAAUCCGACAACGACAGCAUAUUUCUGUCGGCGCAUCGUCUACUCAAGCGCUGCACCAUUGAUUGCCAGCCACUGAUUGAGAUGAUCAGCAAGAUGUACAGUUCCAGCACGGCUAAGACACCACCACAAAAACGACGUGCAUCGACCAAGAGCAGCAGCACCAAGCUUGAUUUAACCAGCGAAUCCUGGAAGCAGGGAAUAACACUGCUAGAACUUUUGGAACACAAGCGACAGCUGCUGGGCGCCGAGCUGCUAAUACCCACACUCUUUGAGCUGCUGCAGCAAUGUCUAUCGCAGGAGGAGCACAGUCAUGCGGAGUAUCCCAAGCAGCUCAUCUUGUCCAGCCUGUUGCACUGCUGCGAUGUCUCGCAGGCUGCAGGCGUGCAGUUGGCCAAGGUGCUGCCAGAGUCGUGCUUCCGCAUCGAGCAAGUGGUGCAGUGUCUGCGCAACACACAGAAUCCGCAAACGCAGCAGCAGGCGCUGCUCUUCCUUACACGUUGUGCAUCACUCUAUCCGCAGCAGGUGCUGCAUAAGAUCGUGGAGAUCUUUACGUUUGUGGGCUCCACAGUGGCUCGGCAUGACGAUGCGUUCAGUUUGCACAUCAUACGCAAUGUGGUGGAGACUAUCAUUCCAACACUGUUGCUGCAGCAGCAGGGAAUACAGCGAGAUCGUCUUGUUAUACCAGUGCUCAAGGUGUUCGCGGACAUCUGCACGGAUGUGCCAGUGCAUCGACGACUCACACUCUACGAGACGCUAUUCAGUGUGCUCAGUCCUAGCCAGCACUUGUGGCAGUUCCUCUGCAUUGUGUUCGAGGCACAGAUGCUGCUGGAGCAGGCACAACAAACACCUCAGCCAGGCAACAAAGGCAAAGGAAAACAGCAGCAACAGCAAUCAAAACAACUCGACAAAUCUCGUCUGGAGUUUGCACGCGAAUUGACGCUAAUGUUUAAAGAUCCCGAAGUGCUGCUGGAGACUUGUAUGAACCUGCUCGAUUAUCUGGCCAAGCUGCCGCAAUCAAAGGAGGCACAAGCAGCCACGCCGACGCCAAAUGGACUGUCACCGGAACAACAGUUAUUCGAUGUGCGCAACAGAAGCUUCAAGCAGCUGCGUCACUACAAAUACCUCAUACUCGAUUAUCUGUCGGGUCUAAGUAGCUCCGACGAGUUCCAGGAGAAGCUGGCCAAUCCUAAGGAGCAGCAAUUACUGGAAUUGCGUUCACACUAUCAGCAGUUUAUUCUGAAAACCCUGUCAUAUGUGGGCGUCGUCAAUAAUGCGCUACAAGUGUCGUCGAGCACACCAAGUUUGGAAAAAUAUUGGCGUGUACUGGCAAACCAUGUCCACGAUGUGCUCGACAAUGCCAUUGGACUGCUUACGCCAGAGGCUUUCCUCCAAGUCAUUACGGAUUUGAUGCAGCACGAGCUCGUCCAUGUGCGCAUCAAGGUGCUGGAGCUACUGGUGACUAAGCUGAUGCCACCCAGCGAUUACUUUGUCAAGUGUCCGGCCCUGCACUUUGCCAUUCUCUUCGAGCCGUUGGGCGCUAUCAUUGACGGCAUCUUGGAUGCCACUGGUAGCAGCAGCAAUUCGCAGCCAGCACAACAGGCGCAGCUGCAGCAGACGGCACUGCAUUCCCUGCAAUUGCUGGCGCAUCGUCAUGGACGCGAUUUCCUCGAUGAGUGUCGCGAGCUGUUGGCUAAGUUGACGCGCAUCACCAAGCGGCGAGCCAAUGUGCCCAAGGCUGUUGUGGGCAAUGUGGUGCUGACGCUUGUCGAGAUCUGUGCCAGCAUCAAGGCUCAUGCACUUGCACAGCUGCCCAAGUUUGCGCCACAAUUGACAGAAUUGCUCAAGGAGCAAGUGCAGCAGCUGCUGAGCCAACGUCAGACGCCGGAUUACUUGUGCUCCGCCCUGGUUACAGCCAUGCACAAACUAUUCCUCACACUGCCACUCUUCCUGGGCCCCUAUCUGGUGGACAUCAUGGGCGCUCUCAUACGCCUCUCGACGCAGCUGGAGAAUCCACAGCUGGCGCAGGACAAGCGCACGCAAGCACUCAAGUUGCGACUUCUGGACGUUUGGUCGGCAGUGGCGCAGGGCGUAGAGGCACGCAUCUUAGUGCCCAGCUGUGCCAAGACUUAUGCCAGUCUGCUGGAAGCGCAGGCCUACGACGAACUGGGCAUGCUUAUGCGCCAGCUGCUGUUGCCCUGCAUCCAACACAACAGCAAUGCAGAUCUUCAGGCUGUGCAGGAUGCGCUGAGCGAGUUCUUACUGCAGGCGCUCGAAUUUCGUCUCCAUAUGCGCGGUAAUAGCGACAUUGAGCGUCAACGUCUUGCGGACAUUGAGGUGGCCACCAUUGAAGCAUUUGUCGCCUGGAUACUGAAGCUGUCUGAGACGAGUUUCCGGCCUAUGUACGCCCAGGUGCACAAGUGGGCCAUGGAACGGGAUGCACUGGAGUCGCAGCUCACCUAUUUCCUGCUGACGAAUCGCAUUGCCGAGGCACUCAAGUCUUUGUUUGUGUUGUUCGCUGGCGAGUUUAUCGAUGAUGCUGCCAGGUUGUUGCACGCCAACAAUACACAACGUCCAGAGUUUGCAGAAGCCGAGAAAGUUGAGGAUGCAGUGGAGCUGCUUGAAGCAAUUAUCAGCACACUGCAUCAUGUAUUCCUGCACUGCAGUAGCGACUUUGUCAACGAUCAUCGCUUUAGCACGUUAAUGUCACCAAUUGUGGAUCAGCUGGAGAAUCAACUGGUCCUGGCCAACGAACGAGAUGCACUGCAACAGGCGUUGAGCAAUUGCAUUGCCCAGCUGGCUGCUGCGACCAAUGAUGUGUUGUGGAAGCAGCUCAACCAGCAGGUGCUGCUCAAGACACGCACCAGCUCGCCCGAAGUCCGCAUCCUAGCCUUCAACAGCUCCAUUGCCAUAGCCCGCAAGCUGGGAGAAAGCUUUGCUCCCCUCCUGCCCGAGACAAUGCCAUUCAUCGCAGAGUUGCUAGAGGAUGAGCACGAACGCGUUGAGAAGAACACACGCAACGCUGUUCUCGAGCUGGAGACUAUUCUCGGCGAACCCGUACAAAAAUACUUGUAGUAUUCACUGCAAAAUAACACAUAUAGCUUAUUCUCGUAGACAACAUUGCAAAUUAACAAUGUUUUGAAAGGACAACAUACAAUUUUGAACACUUAUUUAACAUUUCAAUACAACAAAACGAAAAAUGUUGUAAUGCUUGUUUAAAAAUUUUAAAAUAUGUUUAAUUCUGUUUAAUUAUAUAUCAUUUUAUAACAAUUUGAAGAUUGUGACUCGCAAAUGACUUUAAAACGUAUGAUUUCACAGACAUAAUUAUUUUGAAACAUAAAAUUAUUCAUAAAAGUAAAAAAAGUGUAAAUGGAUUUGGUUAAACGUUUCCGUGUGGAACUUGAUAAACUAACGCCUAAUGCUUAAACAAAUUUUAU